Molecule: messenger RNA, 840 nt
Organism: Colletotrichum truncatum
Lineage: Eukaryota; Fungi; Ascomycota; Sordariomycetes; Glomerellales; Glomerellaceae
Source: RefSeq, a predicted model, not a curated record
AUGAAAAGCAGUAUCUCGUUUUUGACACUCCUGGUGAGAUUCGGCGGAACUGUUGUUGUUCAGCCGCCUGGUGAUGUUAAUGGGCUGGCAUCAAUAUGGUGCUACACGUAUCUUUCGACCUAUCUUGAGCCCAUAACAACUGGGUCUACCAGUCCGUCUCCAACCAGCUUGUCUGUUAGCCCAAAUCCUUCCGCCAUUGGAUCUACUUCGACGCUUUCAGUCCUUCGCACCCCUCCGACAUCACUUCCAGGAUCCACGACGGCUUCUGAUACAACUACAAUCUUGGGUUUCACUUCCUCUUCGGGUUAUGUUACACCUUCGGGACUCAGUCCCUUUUCGUCGUCAGCUUUGCCAUUAAUUCCGAGCUCAUCCCUCACGACAGAAUUAGUCUCAACGCCUACUCCCAGUGCCCUAGUGGAUCGGCAGAUAAUAUUGUUUAUACUCCCUGGCGGAGUCACUAAGCGGGAUUUAAGGAAGAGAAAUCUUGGAGGAUUCUUCAAAAAUGAUAUAGCUGCUGACCGACUGAGCUGUGAUGCUGCUACCAUCUUUAACCUGUCCCUAAGCCGGCUCCUUUACGCGGGGAAUCCUAUCCACUACACACCUGGUGAUAACAACAAAGCCCUUCGCACUACCACUGUACCUUCAGUCAACGCUAUAACCACUACGUUUGGGAUUGUAGGAGGCACACUUCAAUUUUUAAACUCUUCCCUACCUGGUGGACGAGCCAACUUCUGCCAAGACCCUCUAGGGCAAGUCUACAUUACCUUUGCAUCUACGCCAGUGGACUGUGCGCCCGUCCAAAUUCUAGCCUAUGGAGGUAAGAUGGACUUGUCCCUAUAA